Messenger RNA from Aspergillus affinis, 681 nucleotides. RefSeq names its product translation elongation factor 1 subunit beta. Gene Ontology annotation, cellular component: cytosol; eukaryotic translation elongation factor 1 complex. The transcript is spliced from 4 exons. NCBI's taxonomy places the organism in Eukaryota, Fungi, Ascomycota, Eurotiomycetes, Eurotiales, Aspergillaceae. Gene Ontology annotation, biological process: translational elongation. The record is from RefSeq and is a predicted model, not a curated record. Gene Ontology annotation, molecular function: translation elongation factor activity; guanyl-nucleotide exchange factor activity. The coding region runs from base 1 to 681 and encodes 226 amino acids.
AUGGGUUUCACCGACUUCGUUUCUGAGACUGGCCUCACCCUUGCCAACAACUUCUUCUCUACCCGGAGCUACGUUGUUGGCGACGCCCCCUCCCAGGCUGAUGCCGUGACCUUCAAGGCCUUCUCCGGCGCUCCUGACGCCGAGAAGUACCCUCACGUCGCUCGCUGGUACAAGCACAUCGCCUCUUUCGAGUCUGACUUCGGCUCUCUCCCCGGUGACUCCGCCAAGGCCUACACUGCCUACGGCCCCGAGUCCACCGACCUGCCCACCAACCCCAAGAACAAGCCCGAGGAGGACGACGACAUGGAUCUCUUCGGCUCCGACAGCGAGGAGGAGGACCCCGAGGUCGUCAAGGAGCGCGAGGCCAACCUUGCCGCUUACAAGGCCAAGAAGGCCGCUAAGCCCAAGCCCGUUGCUAAGUCUCUCGUGACUCUUGAGGUUAAGCCUUGGGAUGAUGAGACCAACCUUGAGGAGCUCGAGGCUAACGUCCGUGCCAUCGAGAUGGACGGUCUUGUCUGGGGUGCUUCCAAGUUCGUUGCCGUUGGCUUCGGUAUCAAGAAGCUCCAGAUCAACCUGGUCGUUGAGGACGACAAGGUCUCCACCGACGAACUCCAGGGCCAGAUCGAGGAGGACGAGGACCACGUCCAGUCCACCGACGUUGCUGCCAUGCAGAAGCUGUAA